Molecule: messenger RNA, 7557 nt
Organism: Siniperca chuatsi (mandarin fish)
Lineage: Eukaryota; Metazoa; Chordata; Actinopteri; Centrarchiformes; Sinipercidae
Gene: gapvd1
Product: GTPase activating protein and VPS9 domains 1
Exons: 30
Coding region: 204-4685 (1493 amino acids)
Biological process (GO): regulation of GTPase activity; vesicle-mediated transport
Cellular component (GO): endocytic vesicle; cytosol
Molecular function (GO): small GTPase binding; guanyl-nucleotide exchange factor activity
Source: RefSeq, a predicted model, not a curated record
GUUGCGCAGGUCUCCGCGUGAUGACAGCAAAUGACAGCACUGUUCGCUCCUGCAGAAGCCAGUGUAAGACGGCUAACCACCAACAAACAAUUCCUCUGAUUCGAGAUAUCUCAUGAUCAGCUGUGUUUGGAGAAACUGUGAGAAAACCAGUAUACGCUAAUUACAUUUGGCAUUUCCCUCUCUGCUUGUGUGAGCUGGUGAAGAUGGUGAAGCCAGACAUCCACACUCUGGCCCACCACCUGAAGCAGGAGCGGCUGUACGUGGCAUCCGAGAAGCAGCUGAUCCAGAGGCUCAACAGUGAUGUGCUGAAGACAGCUGAGAGGCUGUACCGGGCUGCAUGGAUCGCCAAGCAGCAGAGGAUCAACCUCGAUCGUCUCAUUCUCACCAGUGCGGAGGCGUCUCCGGCUGAAUGCUGCCAACAUGCCAAAAUGUUGGAAGACACUCAGUUCGUCGACGGCUACAAGACUCUGGGCUUCCAGGAGACAAUCUAUGGCGAGUUCUUGGCCAGGAUGAGGGAGAACCCCAGACUGGUGGCGUCCUGCCUGGUCGCAGGAGAGAGGCUGAGCCAGGAGCACACCCAGGGGGUCAUCCAUGCAGUCUUCACCUCACUUUAUGGCAACUGUAUCAUGCAGGAGGAUGAGAGCUACCUGCUACAGGUGUUGCGAUACCUGAUAGAGUUUGAGCUGAAGGAGAGUGACAACCCUCGCCGCCUACUGCGACGGGGAACCUGUGCCUUCAGCAUCCUUUUCAAGCUCUUCUCCGAGGGCCUGUACUCAGCCAAGCUCUUCCUCACCGCCACCCUCCAUGAACCCAUUAUGCAGCUGCUGGUGGAAGAUGAAGACCACCUGGAGACUGACCCAGCGAAGGUGACGGAGCGCCUAACUCCGGCCCAGCAGGAACGCUUCGGAGAGAAGGGCUCUGAGGGCUACAAACAAAGGGUGCAGGCAGCUGUGGAGGCCAAUGAAGCCAAGCUGGUAGCUCUGGUCAACAAGUUUAUUGGUUACCUGAAGCAGAACACCUACUGCUUUCCCCACAGUCUGCGCUGGAUUGUGUCGCAGAUGUACAAGACUUUGUCAUGUGUGGAGCGUCUUGAGGUGGGCGAGGUGCGCACCAUGUGUACGGACCUACUGCUGACCUGCUUCAUCUGCCCAGCUAUAGUUAACCCAGAGCAGUAUGGUAUCAUCUCAGACGCCCCCAUCAAUGAAGUGGCCCGCUUCAAUCUAAUGCAGGUGGGGCAGCUUUUGCAGCAGUUAGCCAUGGCUGAUGAUGAUGCAGACCCAAGGAGGAAAAGCAGUUUGUCCAAAUUUGAUAAGAGUUGUGUAGCUGCCUUUCUGGAUGUGGUGAUUGGAGGAAGAGCAGUCGAGACCCCACCCAUGUCCUCAAUGAACCUCCUCGAAGGCCUCAGUAGGACUGCGGUCUAUAUUUCACAUAAUCAGCUGCUCGUGCUGGUGGACUUUGUGCGGAGUGUGAUGGCAGGGGACCACCUUCGGGAGGAGGAGCACAUGGCUCUGGAGACCCUGCUUGCCAACGUGCCCCGGUCUCGAACUGUAAAGAGCAACAGUCUGGAGCUCACUCCCUCCAACACCCCGCAGCUCUCCCCAGCUACCACUCCUGCCAACAAGAAGAACAGGCUACCCAUAGGACAACACUUAGCCGCUAUAACAUCCUGGGACCCCACAACCACCACUCUGUCUCACAUUCCAUUAGUAACCCCUUUUGCGGAUUAUGGCUUUUCAUUAUCAGCAGCUGCUCGUAGCCGCAGCCGUACCAACAUAGCCCAGGAGGGGGAGGCAGAGGCCAGCUCCCAAGAAUCCCUACAGGAGCUGAUGCCAGAGGAGGUGCUGGUGAUUUCACUCGGAACUGGUCCCCAGACUGUCCCUGGGAUGAUGUCAGAGAAUGAGGUUUUGAACCUGCAGAUGGCUGAUGGGGCCCAGGGGGACGGCCAUGCUGAUGAUACUAAGCUGCAUGGUAAACCAGACAAAACCCUGCGCUUCUCCCUCUGUAGUGACAACUUGGAAGGCAUCUCAGAGGGUCCAUCCAAUCGUUCUAACUCUGUGUCAUCUCUGGACCUGGAGGGAGAGUCUGUUUCUGAGCUGGGAGCUGGACCAUCCGGGAGCAACGGGGUGGAGGCUCUACAGCUUUUGGAGCAUGAACAGGCCACCACUCAGGACAACCUGGAUGAUAAACUGCGCAAGUUUGAGAUCAGAGACAUGAUGGGUCUGACAGAUGAUCGGGACAUCUCUGAGACGGUCAGCGAAACCUGGAGCACUGAUGUGCUUGGCAGUGACUUUGACCCCAACAUGGAUGAAGAUCGGCUGCAGGAGAUAGCAGGGGCAGCUGCAGAAAACAUGCUCGGCAGCCUGCUGUGUCUUCCUGGCUCGGGUUCAGUAUUGCUGGACCCCUAUGGCUCCACCAUCUCAGAGACCACAAGUGAGGCCUGGAGCGUGGAGGUCCUUCCCAGUGACUCAGAAGCCCCGGACCUGAAACAGGAGGAGCGUCUGCAGGAGCUGGAGAGCUGCUCAGGGGUUGGCAGUACCUCAGAUGACACCGAGGUCAGAGAGGUCAGCUCGAGACCUAGCACACCAGGCCUCAGUGUUGUCUCAGGUAUCAGUGCAACCUCAGAAGACAUCCCCAACAAGAUCGAGGACCUGCGGUCAGAGUGCAGUUCAGACUUCGGAGGAAAGGACUCUGUGACCAGUCCAGAUGGGGAGGAGUCAGUCCACGGAGCACAUCAUCUGACAUCUCCACCCUCACAGACCGAUUCCUUACUGGCCAUGUUCGAUCCCCUCUCCUCCGGUGAAGGCUCCUCCACUGGAACAAUAGUGAGGCCUAAAGUUCACUACGCCAGGCCCCCUCACCCUCCCCCAGAUCCUCCCAUCCCUGAAGCCAGUGCCCUGGGGCCAGAGACGCGCCACUCUCUCUUCACGCCCCACUACCUGGCCCAGGCUGAGCUGGAGCACACCAAGCAGCGCCACUCCUUCCCUGACAGGCUGGUUCGUAGCCGCAGCUCUGACAUCGUGUGCCCAGGCCGCCGGCCCACAAGUGACCCCGGCCUUAAUCGGCGGGUAGCAGUUGAAGAGCGUGACCCUGCCGGGGCAUUCGCCUUAGGACCGUCCUCGUCCCCCAGCAAGGACUCCCUGAAAGGAGAGGCUGAGGACAGGAAAGACAGUGACGAUGAGAAGUCUGAUCGCAACAGACCAUGGUGGAAGAAACGUUUUGUGUCAGCCAUUCCCAAAGUGCUGUAUUGGACGGCUGAGAGUGAUGUCCCAGCUCCGAUAGCAGCAUUUCGGAAAAGGGACAAGCAGGAAAAAGACGACGUUACCCAGGAGCGCAUUCCACAAGAUGACCCAUUGCCCAGACAUAGCUCUCAAGCGCAGGCAGCUGAAGACAUCCUGGACAAGUACAGGAACAUCAAAAGGACCAGCCCGAGCGAUGGAGCCACGGGCGGAGCUUCUUACGAUGGUACAGGAGAUCUUUGUGUUGAGGACAGUGUACAUGACUCUCCUAGAGAAGACACUCUGCAGAACAUUUCCACAGAUGACCUCCCAGACUCAGCCAGCCAGACAGCGCAGCAGCAUGACUCCAAGUUCUCUUUCAGUGAUGCAAAGAAGAAGUUGAGGUUGGCGUUGUGUUCUGCAGACUCAGUGGCUCUGCCCAUCAUGGCUCCUGCAACCACACGAAAUGGGCUGCCUGACCAUAUGGACUCUGAAGAGAAUGAGAUCGUCUGCUUCCUGAAGAUCCAGCUAGCAGAGGCCAUCAACCUUCAGGAUAAGAACCAGAUGGCCCAGAUCCAGGAGACCACGCGCUGUGUCAGCCGCUUUGACUCUCGCACCUGCAGGAAGCUGCUGGCUGCCAUUGCUGAGGAUUACAGAAAGCGGGCACCAUACAUAGCUUAUCUAACCAGGUGUCGUCAGGGCCUGCAGACCUCUCAGGCCCAUCUGGAGAGGCUCCUCCAGAGGGUGCUGAGAGACAAGGAGGUGGCUAACCGCUACUUCACCACUGUCUGUGUUCGGCUCCUUCUCGAACACAUGGAGGCCAAGAUGCUUGACUUCAUUAAAGCGUUCCAGGGAUGCACAGCAGCGGAUGACAAGACGGCAGCAGUGGAGGAUUUUCUGAGCUACUUGUACGGUGCCAUGGCCCGUGAUGCCAUUUGGCAGUAUGCUAGCGAGGACCAGCUGCAGGAUGCCCAGAUGGCUAUUGAGCGCAGCGUUAUGAACCGUAUCUUUAAACUGGCUUUCUACCCCAACCAGGAUGGAGAUAGUCUCAGAGACCAGCUUUUCCAUGAACAUAUCCAGCGGCUCUCAAAAGUUGUGACUGCCAAUCAUAAAGCUCUUCAAGUCCCAGAGGUUUACCUGAAGGAGGCUCCCUGGCCCUCUGCACAGUCUGAGAUCAGGACCAUUAAUGCAUACAAGACGCCACGAGACAAAGUCCAAUGUAUACUGCGCAUGUGUUCCACCAUUAUGAACCUCCUCAGUCUGGCCAAUGAAGACUCCGUCCCUGGAGCUGAUGACUUUGUCCCUGUGCUUGUCUUUGUCCUCAUCAGGGCAAACCCGCCCUGCCUGCUGUCCACCGUUCAGUACAUCAAUAAUUUCUAUGCCAGCCGGCUGAGUGGGGAGGAGUGCUAUUGGUGGAUGCAGUUCACCGCGGCGCUGGAAUUCAUUAAGACCAUCGACGAUCGCAAGUGAAGCAGAACAGCCACCUGUAUGGGCAGACUGCGGGGGAAGGAGCCGGGAGACUGGGAGACUUCCCAACCAACUGCUCUCUCAGCCCAGCUUAUAAAACCUGGCCUUCAGCCUGCUCUUUAUUUGUAUAGCUUGUACAUAGCCAGAGACGUUGAAAGAUGACAAAAUAUAUAUUACUUUAUGUAUGUGGACAAAUCCAGGUUUUAGCCGUGGUGAAAAAACGGCCUUCGGGAAAAAUUGGCAAGAUGUUAACUUUGAACCUGAUUUGGAUUUUUCCUUAUCUUUUUGUCUCUUCAGUAAUGUUUCACUUUUGGGGUCUGUAUUAGGAAUUGUAUAUAUACACAAUUAUCAAUAUGACAUUAAAUCAACUUAAAAGAUAAUCCUAUAUAAAGGGACCAGACUUCUUUGAUGUGAUCACUGAUCCCCCCCCCCCCCAGAGUGAGAGGGAAGGGCUUCCAAUUAAAUUACAAUAUAAUGUUCAUUAAAUGCAUUGUAACGUGGAGAUUUACAGUGCAUGAGAGUUACUAGUGGGAUUUAGUGACUCUUAAAUACUGAGUUCAAUUCACAAAAACCAUACUACUCAUAAGGUUAGUGUGUCAAACAGUAGGGCAGCUUAUUUCAUGAAGUGUUUACUUCAUCUUAUUCCCCCCAAAAAAAGUGUCAGUGAGAAUUUGGACAUAAGGGCCCACAUAUUUAUAUGAAAUAAAAUGUAUUUAUUUCUGUAAUUCUAUUUAAUGCUUUGUUUAUCUCAUUUAAAAAAAAAAUGUGACUGCAUAUCAUGCCCAUUCGCGAUGUCUGAGGCAAGUGGUGUUAUAAUAAACUUGCUAGAAAAGCUUGAGUUAGGAAGGCACCUUAGCGAUGAGUAACCCUUAGGUGGGGAUGCUGGGCGAUUAUGAUACAGGGUCAACUCAUGCACAGAGUAGUGGUGGCAUUUAUGGAAAUAUUGAAAAUAGUGCCUUUGUUGUGGGGCGCUCUGUACAGGUAGUUUUUUGGUUUUGACUAUUUUUUUUUUUAACCAAGCAUAGGCAUUAUUCCCCACACACACACACACACACACACACACUCCAAUGGGCCACCACGUCUCACUGAGAAACUUUUGUCCAGCCCUUGCUGAAGAAACAUGGGCACCAUUGAUUGUCAUGGCUCAGUCCCUUUAAUGCACUUGAGUUUGAACAAAUAUCCCCUUUUGGUAUUCUAGAUCCUACCUCAGAGUUGAAACCAAUGAGCCUGAUAUCAGUCUGUAUACAGUAACUGUCCUGCAUUGGUUGACAACAGAGUACUGGAUCAUUUUUGCACUGGUAAAAAAUAGUAAAACAGUGAGAGGAAGGUAGUAAAAGUUGGAUAUUGAGCUGCUGUGAUGCUUGUUGUGGUCACAUCACCCUUAAUUAACACAAGCCUUUGUUAGCGAACAAAGAUGUUUUAGUUUCUAAUCUUAUACCUGAGAUGCCACAAGUGUCCGCAUGGGCCAACUAGUGAACUAUUGGAUAUUAGCUCUCUACCUCCUCAUACGUUCAAGAAAGGGACUCGUGUUUAUGUGCACUUAUAUUUCUUUUUUUUCCCCCCAAUUUGGCGUGCUGUGAUAUCUUAGUGUCAUUGUAUCUUUCCAAUUAUAUUACAAGCAUGUCUUUAAUUAUCCAGAAAUUACUAAAAAAGUCCUCUUCUCUUGAAAUCCUCUGCUUCAUUUUUGUGCACAGACGUGCCACGUGUAUUAUAGUUUUCGAUAAUCCAUUUCUUUUCACGAUUAAUGAACUGACAGCACAGUACACGGUAGGAUAGAAGAGCAAAUAAUCAACACUAUUGACUUGUUACUGACUUGCAGUUUAUGCUAAAGUGGUUGGUGUAGUACGUGAGUGUGGUUUUUAUCUAGUGAGUGUGUGAGAUGAUUGUGUGAUUGCUUGACCCUCUGCCUCCUCUUGCAUGAAGUCAUUGGAUGGUCUGUACAUUCUCAAUCAUGAUAAACAGUAGAAUAGGAUUAGUAUCUGCAACAGGCCAGUAAUUGAACCUGCAAGAGGAUGCAAAGCUUCUCUUUGUGUCCGUGAUACUUGCAUAUCAGAACUCGAUGAUUUAUUUUGCACAAAACAGAUGUUUUCCUGAACAAAUUGACAGGGAGCAGUGCAUUUUGAAAUGUCAUUACUUCUGGCCUUUACGGUCAUUUAACAUAAACACAUUGUGAUUAAAAUAAUAUUUGAGUAGCUAAGUUAAGCACCUGACUGUUACUCUUUCAAGCUGAUGCACAUCCACAUUUAUGGGCAACAUCACGAACGCAUUUUUAUAUCUGUCUACAGUAGCACAUGCUACAGAUUUGUAUGUGUCUGUGCAGUAUACUUCCUUGCAGAGUCUGUGUAAUCAAUUUGAUGAGAAAACCAUGCACUGGAAAAUCAAGUUGCAGGUUGCAUCUAUACUAAUUAGGUUUAUGUGAUGUCACUUUAAUUGGAAAUACAUACUCCACAAAUCUGAUGAAAUUAUUUGGACCUGGCUUAUGUUUCAGCUUUUACUCAGAUAGCCGGGUCGCAGCAGCGACAGACGACCCCAGUGAAGUACUGAUCAAAACACCACAUUAUUUACACAAAAAUACAAUGACUGUGAUAGCAACUGCAAUUUUAACUCUGAUUGUAUGCAAACCACUGGACAGUGGUGUCAAGUAAACAGACUACGGAGUUGGUCUGUUCUUCAAAGCUUUACUGCUCUGCUCCCUGUGCAAUUGAGUUGAAAAGCUGAGCAGAGAAAAAAAAUUCAGAGUUUUACAUUUUACAUCUAAUUUUACAUUUAAUUGUAAGCUUGCACAAUUAUGACAUACGGGAAAAGCCGGUUUGUCUUUACUGUGAUUAAUGCAUUAUGUAAUUCUUUAAAAACAAUAAAAGAAGCAGAAGUUUUA